CAGUGACCAAUGACUGCUGUGGCGAUGACCGGCGCGCAUGGCUAGCAUAAGGUGGGCGAGCCCGAGCCGCGUUCGAAACGCGCGCCGCAGCAACAGGUUGUCCCCGGCACCGCAGCGCCGCCUGGCAAGUGGUCGACAGCAGGGACGAGUCCGCGCAAGGAGCCGGCGGUGGUCGUCACGUGCAUCUUCCGGCGGCGGGCCGGAGACCUCCUCUCUCGCGGUGGCGAGCGCGGAGCUCGCGGCCGGCGGACGCGUGGUCGCCGCCGUCAGUGUCCCCGUUGGCUCGGGUUGGGCUGCGCAUGGCGCAGCGGAGGCGGCGCAGAGUCCCAGCGUCAGAGCGAGCAGUCCGGGCCCAGCUAUCAGCGGAGGCGGCCCGAGUUCCUUGAACCCUGCCCGCUCAAGGUUGGCGGGGCCGAGCCGCGAGCUGGCGGCUGUCGAAGGCAUGGCGGGACUCACGUGGAGCGACCAGGAGACGUAUGAGCUGAUCCGCAUCUGGGCUGCGGAUCGAGACCUGCUCGAUGGGACGUCCCGAAACAACAAGGUGUACGAGAGCAUGGCCGCGCAGAUGCGUAGCCUGGGCUACCUGCGCACCGCGCUCCAGGUCAAGGAGAAGAUGAAGCGACUUCGCAAGGAGUACAAGUACGGCAAGCGCAGCAAGAAGAUCGCCACCUACCACGACGCGCUGGCCACCGUGUUGGCGCAGGGCUCCAAGGGCGGCUCGCUCUUCAUCAAGAGCGAGGUGGACGAAAGCAUGGGUUCUGAAGAAUUCGCCGGCACGGACUCCGAGACAAACUACAUGGAGGACGGACCGGGCUGCUCGGCGCCACCGGCUGAGGGCAACGGCAACGACGAGCGGGCCCAGGGGUUCUUCCGUGCCGGAGGCGGUGGCAGCGGCGGUAGCACGGGCGGCGGCGGGGCCCAGGGCCUCGACUACAGUCGCUCGCCCAGCUCGCCGCCCGUCGAGUGCGCCACCGCUCUGCGGUUCCCUGCCGACAAUUUCCCCACCAUCACGACGACGACCGCCGAGCCCGGGGACGGGGCGCGGUUCCCGGCCGCCGGCGCGGGUGGCCCGCGGGCGGCGCUCAAGCGCAAGCUGCCCGACGCGCCCUCGCCGCCCACAUUGGCAGCCUCGACGCUGACUGACCUCAUCACGCGCGGCAUCGACAAGUUCGUCGAGUUGGAGCACAAGCGUAUGCGGCUCGAGCUGGACCUGCUCGAGCGGCUGCGUCACGAGGAGCUCGAACGGCUCGAGCGCAUGCGCCGCGAGGAGAUGGACCACGAGCUGCGUCUCAUGAGCGUGCUCGCGUCGCUCUUCAACAACAACAACUCCACGUCCAGCGUAAACCUCAACAGCAGCAGCAGCGAGCCACCGGCGGGCUCGUGACGCGGGCUGUACUCUUGACUCUCCGCACAACAUUCCAUCCGCUCUUUUGUGAUGCCCGUAAAGACUGUGGGCGCCUUUGUUUUCUUCUUCGUCUUUUUUUUUUUAAACUUCGCCCGUGCAUCCUGCGAGGGCUCUGCACGCUGCACAAUAAUACGAGAUCGUUGCGUUGCGGCGGCCUCGUAUGUCGGGCGCCGCGUUUUUCAGGGCCCUUUAAGCAGCAGAGAUUGUGUCUACCAUUUCCACGGUUCAUGCUAAGCCAAAGGGGCCAGCGCACACGGACAGACACCGUGUUGAUACAAACGGAAGACAUGGACAUUGCAGGUUCCCUUCCCGUGUCUUCCUGUUUUACCUUGUGUUUGUCACUCCUGAUGGGCUCCUUGUCAGUGAGGAGCUCAGCGGCCGUGCAAAGAAUGUCACUGCCGACCAAGGCACGAAGGACUCCUGUCGAAGAGCAACGAGGUUUUAUCUAUAGCUUACUUGAAAUUCUCUGAAGCAGACAUGGUCACUUACGUUCUGCUAAAGGAGCGAAGUCAUUUCUCGCCUCCUUUGCGUUUCGCACCGGCUGCUGAACUCAUCUGCCACGUCAAAAAGUGUAGUGUCUGCUUUACCACAAGUCAUGGAUGUCACAUAGUGUGUAAAGUGCUUUCUCACUGUAACGUUAUUCUAAACUAAUUUCUCGCCGCGACGUCGCGCUUUCUAUAUGUCGGCAUAAAAUGAAGAAGAGGCAUUCCGUCCAUUUCUCUACUCCAUUAGAGUGUGUGUUUAUCUGUGUUAUAAAGACAUAUUUUGCAAGCUA
This is a messenger RNA of Rhipicephalus sanguineus (brown dog tick), 2180 nucleotides long. RefSeq lists its product as uncharacterized. The transcript is spliced from 3 exons. The record is from RefSeq and is a predicted model, not a curated record. Bases 38 to 1384 code for a protein of 448 amino acids. Lineage: Eukaryota; Metazoa; Arthropoda; Arachnida; Ixodida; Ixodidae.